AUGGAAAAUUUAGAUACUUUUAUCCCUUGGUAUACAGCUAAACGCUAUUUGCAAUCUAUGAUUUCAACUAGUGUCUUAGAGAUAGUCAACAUUGACGAAAACUCCCAAGUAUUAAAUAGUGCUGCAGAUUACAUAAAUAUAGAUGAAGACUAUACUUCAGAUUACACUAAUAAUUUCCAAGAUUGGGCCCAACAAAUUGCGAACAGAUCGAGAGCUAAAGUCAAGUCUAUAAUAGGAAUGUGUGACAAUGCACAGUACAUUCCUGAACUUGAACCUAUAAUUGUAAGAACAUUCAAAUUAUUUCCCUGUUGA
This is a messenger RNA of Macrosiphum euphorbiae (potato aphid), 312 nucleotides long. Lineage: Eukaryota; Metazoa; Arthropoda; Insecta; Hemiptera; Aphididae. The record is from the annotation of a GenBank genome assembly.